Poeciliopsis prolifica (blackstripe livebearer) is the source of this 1725-nucleotide messenger RNA. RefSeq names its product low affinity immunoglobulin epsilon Fc receptor-like. Gene Ontology annotation, molecular function: signaling receptor activity. Bases 253 to 1359 code for a protein of 368 amino acids. The transcript is spliced from 3 exons. NCBI's taxonomy places the organism in Eukaryota, Metazoa, Chordata, Actinopteri, Cyprinodontiformes, Poeciliidae. The record is from RefSeq and is a predicted model, not a curated record.
AAACAACAAACUGCAAGAAAAAGAGAAAAAAAACCCCAACAAACUUAUCUUUCAUCAGAACUGAAAGGACCUGCAGUGUACCAAUCAGUUUGCCUGAUUCCGAGAGUUGCCAUGGAGAGUUUGCCAUGCAAACCAGAAGAAACCCAGACUCACUUGUUUUCAUUUAAGAUAUUUGGACUUCUGAACCACCUGGUGUUAAAUGUAUCUGCCAAAGUCAGCAGGCCAACAAUCUGCUGAGUGUGUGAAGAAGAAAUGUCUUAUGAAGACAGGAUCAUACCCUUACUCAGAUAUCUCAGAACCGAUUUUAGGAGUCCGAGGUCUGUUACCUACAGGACAUCAGAACCUGAAUAUGUACCUGAAAACGAAAAUGCUGCCAUCGCCGAGUUUAAGAGGAUACUGAAACCCAUCUGGCAUCUUAUUUUAAUCGGAAUUCUGACCGGGAUCCUCGUCUGGGUGUUUUUAAUCGUCCUCCUCGAGUGGAACACCAAGCAAAACGUGUUGACGAGUCUAGCGCAUGUCAAAAAGGAGAGGAAGACCAACACCGAGAAGCUGCUAGAGGAGAUAAGGAGGAUGGUAGAACAGCUGAAGUUAACCAAAACAAACUUCUCAAUUCUGAAGGCGGAGUAUGACCGGCUGUUGCACAAUCUUCCUUGCAAUGCAACCUUCCUGGAGCAUGAAUUAAACAGCCUGAGUGCGGUCUUGGACAAAGCUUUAAAAGCUAAAGCACAGAUUGAGGGGCAAGCCAAUCGGGUGGCGGCCCAACUGAAGUCUGUCCAGGAUAAAUACCGGCCUGUGGAGCUGAAGAACCAGAGACAGCGUUCGAUCCUGUCCUCCAAGCGGCUCAGCUACAUUUGGGAUUUUUGUAAUCGGACCACGCUGACGUGUUCCCACUGCCGUCCGGGGUGGACAGAGCACGCUUCCAGGUGCUUCCUCAUCUCCAAAGUGGACAAGAACUGGGAAAGUGCUCGUGUCGAUUGCCGCAAAUACAGAGGGGACCUAGCUAUUGUCCUGAACAAAACCGACCAGGAGUUCCUUACGAACAUGGCGUUACAGUUUAAAAAUAAAAAUCCUCGCAUGACCUCCCACUCAUUGUGGAUCGGGCUGCAGGACAUGGUCAAGGAAGGAGUUCACUUCUGGGUCGAUGGAGAGAGAGUCAAAUGGGAUGUGGCAUACUGGAAAUUUGGGGCGCCCAACAGCACCGAAUUUGCCUUGAACACUGAACAUGAAACUGAGGACUGUGUGGCCAUUGCACCGCCGGAUCAAGUGGGACCUGAAGGCUGGCUGGACACCUGGUAUGAAGCUGAUUGUACUGAGAGACAUCACUACAUCUGUCAGGGUGAUGCCCUGAUUAAGCCCUAGAUAAAAGAAGUCCUGUUUUAAUCUGGCCACAAGACACAUGUGGGCGCAAAAAGUCGGGUCAGAGAGACUGAAAUGUAACUUUCUUGUUAAAAAGCACAAAACUCAGAACAGACAAAGCUCGGAGUGAAAAAUUGUGGGGGCAGUAUCAUGCUGUGGGGAUGGGGUGGUGAGAUGGUAGAUGGAGAUACAAAAAAUAUUCAUUCUAUACUCUAAGAAAAUCUAAAACUACAGAGGAAGCGAAAGAAAAAAACAAAUAUUAAGAAUUGUUAGUUUGGUACCUGUGUGAUUUACACAGUAUGCAGAUGACUGUUCGAUAUAUUUCUCAACAUUUCUUUCACUCCCCUUAAUUAAAAAUGCAGAAAUGCU